AAUCUGACUCGAGUCUCACCAAGAAGGUUCAGUGUGUCUCAGCCGCCUAAGUAUCAUGUGGCGAUUAGAACAUUGAACUUUACCCCCUGUGUGUUUAUAAAUACUAGUAGUCUAGCUCGGCCAUACCAGACGUAAACAGUGCAUGAACUUGAUGAAGGUACAUCUGUCAAAGUGAUAUAUAUCUUUUGUUUAUUUAUCACAGGUUUGUGGAUCAGAAACUGAGUUUAAGUAUAGUUGAAUGAAGAGAAGAAUGUCGUCUUUCCUGAGUGACUGUAGUGCUGUCAGUAUCGGAGCUGGUGUAGUCACCGCAGUAACGGCUGCUGCUGCCACCUACUAUGUAGCCACUCAACCAGAACCAAAUGUCAUCCCACCAAUUGACCUCAGUGACCAGUCAAUUGUGUUAGAGGACGGAGUACGGAUAUCUAGGUUCUGUGAGAAUGGCAAAUUAAUGAAAUACAUGUAUGAAGAUGUAAAGACAGCAUAUGAUGCAUUUCAGAGAGGAUUAAAGAUUUCAGGGGAUCAGCCAUGCUUGGGGACAAGAACAGGACCAAACUUGGAGUAUGAAUGGAUGACUUAUAAAGAGGUGUUUGCGAAGUCUCGUGCAUUUGGAUCUGCAUUGUUGACAAGAGGGUUAAAACCCAAUGAUACAUCAUUUAUUGGAAUCUACAGUAUUAAUAGACCAGAGUGGGUAUUUACAGAGCAGGCAUGUAGCAUGUUUUCUAUGGUGUCUGUACCCCUAUAUGACUCACUUGGACCUGAUGCAUGUAAAUACAUCAUCAAGCAAGGUGAGAUCAGCUAUGUUGUGUGUGACACAACACAGAAGACUGAGAACUUGUUGGCCAAAGCAGACCAAUGCCCCUCCUUGAAAUGCAUAAUCAUGAUGGAAAGUCCCUCAGAUGAGCUCAAGUCAAAGGCAGCCAAGCAUAAAAUUGAACUCAUCCAGUUUAAUGAUUUCUUGGAAGUGGGUGAGAAAAAUCUUCAAGAACCAAAGCCUCCAAAGGAAUCUGACAUGGCUACAAUUUGUUACACCAGUGGAACAACAGGUGAUCCCAAAGGCGUGAUGUUAACCCAUGCUAAUCUCAUCACUAACAUGUCGUCUGUCACAUGCAUGGCUCUUAAAGCUGUCUCAGUUGAACAAAGUGAUGUUCAUAUAUCAUAUCUACCCCUUGCACACAUGUUUGAAAGAGGAAUGGAGAUUAUCUGUUUUAUGCAUGGCGUUAGAAUUGGAUUUUUUCGAGGAGAUGUGAAACUGUUGACUGAUGAUAUGCAGGCAUUAAAACCCACCAUAUUUAUCACCGUUCCGCGACUUUUGAAUAGGAUCUAUGACAAGAUUCUAAAUAGUGUGCAGAGCAGUGCGCUGAAAUCAAAACUUUUGGAAUGGGCAUUGGAAGCAAAGAGCCGGGAAGUAGAAAGAGGAAUUGUGAGGAAAAAUAGUAUUUGGGACAAACUGGUUUUUGGAAAGGUUCAGAAUUUAUUAGGUGGCAGAGUGAAGAUUGUCAUCACAGGUUCAGCUCCCUUGGAGGCAAAGGUCUUCAGAUUCAUCAGGGCAUCAUUUGGUUGUGUGGUAAUGGAAGGAUAUGGGCAGACAGAAGCAACAGCUGGAAUCACAUUCAGCAUAGCUGGGGACCCAUCAACUGGCCAUGUUGGUUGCCCCCUUCCUUGUGCCAAAGUAAAAUUGGUUGAUGUACCAGAAAUGGAUUAUUAUGCCGAAGAUGGCAAAGGGGAGAUCUGCAGCUAUGGCCCAAGUACCUUCAUUGGUUACUUCAAGAAUGAAGCAAAGACAAAGGAAACAAUAGAUGAUGAUGGUUGGCUACACACGGGAGAUAUUGGAGAAUGGCAGCCGAGAGGAACACUGAAAAUUAUUGAUAGAAAGAAGAACAUUUUUAAACUCUCACAGGGAGAAUAUAUUGCAACAGAGAAGAUAGAAAAUUGUUAUUCUAGAAGUAGGUUUGUUGCUCAGGCAUUUGUGGAUGGCAACAGUCUAAAGAACAAUGUGGUGGGAAUCAUUGUACCAGACCCAGAGGUUAUGCCAGGAUGGGCUAAAACAGAGGGAAUCUCACCAGACAUGGAAGAACUCUGUAAAAAUAAGAAAGUGAAAGACAUGAUCUUUAAGGAUAUCAUUGGAGUCGGAAAAGAAGCAGGACUGAAAAAAUUUGAACAGGUGGCAAACAUUUAUCUCUUUCCUGAACUGUUCUCACUUGAAAACGGCUUAUUGACACCCACAUUUAAGAACAAGCGACCCUUUCUCAGGAAGAAAUUUCAGUCUCUGAUAGAUGAAAUGUAUGCUGAACUUGAGAAAUGAAGUGACAGCUAAGCUGAACUGUUUUGUUAUAAAAAGAAAGGGGAAAAAAAGAAAAAUUGAAAACACCCAUCCUCAGAGAGAAAUUUCAGUCUGUGAUAGCUGAUAUGUAUGCUGAAUUUGAGGGGGAAUAGAACUUGAUCAAUAGUUAUGGGGUUAAAAUAUGUUUGAUAAUGGGCUUUUUUUUUUUGGUCACUGUAAGAAUAGGACAGCUGGGCUGCAGUAUAAAAGAAAACAAAAACAGUUCAGCAUACAGUAAAACAUGCUUAUUACAAACAUGUUUAUUACGAAUUCAUGUUUAUUGCGAAGUGAUUUUUUAUUCACCUAUGAAGAGAAAAUAAUGAAAAAUUUAUUUGCUAUAACAAAGUUUGGUUAUAAUGAACUGUUUUUUGUUGACUCUGGAGGUUUUCUAUAUCCAUGUUUUAGUGGAUAUAAUUAAGUUUGGCUAUAAUUAAUGUUUUUUGAUGGCUCUGUAGGUUUGCUAUAGCUGUGUUUUACUGUAUAACAAAGUUUGGUUAUAAUGAACUGUUUUUUGUUAGCCCUGGAGAUUCGCUAUAACUGUGUUUUACUGUAUAAUGAAGUUUGGUUAUAACGAACUGCUUUUUGUUAGCCCUGGAGGUUCGCUAUAAUUGUGUUUUACUGUAUAACAAAGUUUGGUUAUAAUGAAUUUUUUUGUUAGCCCUGGAGAUUCGCUAUAACUGUGUUUUACUGUAUAACAAAGUUUGGUUAUAAUGAACUGUUUUUUGUUAGCCCUGGAGAUUCGCUAUAACUGUGUUUUACUGUAUAACAAAGUUUGGUUAUAAUGAACUGUUUUUUGUUAGCCCUGGAGAUUCGUUAUAAUUGUGUUUUACUGUAUAACAAUUGUGGGUUUUUUUUUCUGUAUAACAAAGUUUAGAUAUAAUGAACUGUUUUUUGUUGGCUCUGGAGGUUUGCUUUAGCCGUGUUUUACUUUACAUUGUAUAUUACAUACAUGCUGUACAUACAGGGUCAUUUUUCAGAGAUAGAAGAAAUGAACCUUGACAGAGAGGGAGAGGUUGGUAGUGAAGCGAGUUUCAAUAUAGAUGUACAGAGAAAAUUUAAUGCAUGGAGUUAGUUAUCUUUACCUUUAUACAUGUACAUCAUAUAGAUGCUAUGAAAAUGGGGAGCAGAUGUUAAAGUAUGUCUAUUCUUGAGAAUAUGAAAGGAGCAGUUACAUGACAUGGCAGCUUAUUGGAUAAAUUUUGUUGUAUAUUAUCAGUUUUACCAAAGGUCUGCCACCCCAUCGUACCCUUGUUUUUAAAUUACUGGAAGCAAAAUAUGAAUUUACAAAAUUUUAGUAAAAUUUCCGUGUGGGAGAAAUGUGUAGAUAAUAGAGAUAAGCAAUUGCGACUACAAGGGUUUGAUUUAUUACAAAUCACUGUUAAUGUACAUGAAAAAUGUAUUGCUUGAAUUGCUACAACACAUUAAUCAAAUUAUUACAAUUGAUUUUAUGUGACAUGGGAAUGCUCUACAGAAUUAUACUUGUUAAAAAAAAAUAUCCAAUAUUUUUAUAGAUAUAUAUAUAUAUAUAUAUACAUGUAUAUAUGUAAUAAUAUACUCAGUGUAUUUUAAUAUUCUUGAUUUGUUUUUAUAAUCUUGGAAAUAAAAACAUGGAUAGCA
Molecule: messenger RNA, 3937 nt
Organism: Ostrea edulis (European flat oyster)
Lineage: Eukaryota; Metazoa; Mollusca; Bivalvia; Ostreida; Ostreidae
Product: long-chain-fatty-acid--CoA ligase 1-like
Exons: 23
Coding region: 239-2302 (687 amino acids)
Biological process (GO): long-chain fatty acid metabolic process
Cellular component (GO): endoplasmic reticulum; membrane
Molecular function (GO): long-chain fatty acid-CoA ligase activity
Source: RefSeq, a predicted model, not a curated record